Molecule: messenger RNA, 3191 nt
Organism: Daldinia caldariorum
Lineage: Eukaryota; Fungi; Ascomycota; Sordariomycetes; Xylariales; Hypoxylaceae
Product: peptidase family M1-domain-containing protein
Exons: 5
Coding region: 59-3034 (991 amino acids)
Biological process (GO): peptide catabolic process; proteolysis
Cellular component (GO): cytoplasm
Molecular function (GO): peptide binding; zinc ion binding; metalloaminopeptidase activity
Source: RefSeq, a predicted model, not a curated record
AUAUACAUCCCUCAUACGUACUUACCUAACCUUUACAUAGGUAGGUAUACAUAUACAUAUGUCGCUACGCGCCGCUAGUCGCGUCGACUUCGUCUCCCGGGUCUCAACAGCCACAAGACUUCGAUUAAGACCACGUACACGUACUCUUCUUCCUCGUUCUCUCCUUGGACUUCCAGCCGCACCUCAGUGGAGACAAAAUCACAUCUGGUGCACUCCUGCCCUAUCCUCUCCACCUCCUUACGGGCCAAGUCUACGUCUUGGGAAUCACUCCUCACUCACUUCCGUCUCAAGAACAUCUCCUUUAGAGAAGGCUCGAAACACCACCCUCUCGAUACCCCGCCUUGUUCGACACUGCUCAUACCGGAGACAAAAUAUGUGUAAGCUUGCUGGAGACAUUGACCACACCGGAGGGGCUAACCCGGACCCCACCGAGGGCCGUGUGCUUCUCCCGACCAACGUCAUCCCUAGACACUACGAUGUUACUCUAGAGCCCAACUUCGAAAAGUUCACUUUCGAGGGUAACGUGCUUAUCGACUUCGAUGUCCAGGAAGAUUCCAAGUCCAUCUCCCUCCACACCCUUCAGAUCGAUAUUCACAGCGCCAACAUCAAAUCCGGAGACACCAUUAUCAGCUCUUCCUCGGCAAUCACCUACGAUGAGUCCGAGCAAGUCACCAGCAUCGAGCUCAAGGAUGCAAUUCCGAAGGGGAAGGCUCAGUUGGAAAUCAAGUACUCCGGCCUGCUCAACGACCAGAUGGCUGGCUUUUACCGCUCUACCUACAAGAAGCCGGACGGCUCCGAAGGUGUCCUUGCCACUACGCAGAUGGAAGCCAACGACUGCCGACGGGCUUUCCCCUGCUUCGACGAGCCCAUGCAUAAGGCGAAAUUCACCAUCACUCUUAUCGCAGACAAGCACUUGACAUGUCUCAGCAACAUGGACGUUGCGUCAGAAUCCGAAGUGCACUCGGAAAUGAGCGGAUCUACAAAGAAGGCUGUCAAGUUUAACACGACUCCCCUUAUGUCUACUUACUUGGUCGCCUUCAUCAUUGGUGAAUUGAAUUACAUCGAGACCAAAAAAUUCCGUGUCCCAAUCCGAGUGUAUGCUCCGGCUAGUUCAGAUAUCGAACACGGCCGCUUCUCGCUCGAGCUUGCAGCGCGGACGCUGGACUACUACGAGAAAAUAUUCGGAGCCGAAUUCCCGUUGCCUAAAAUGGACAUGGUCGCCAUCCCCGACUUCGCGGCGGGCGCUAUGGAAAAUUGGGGAUUGAUCACUUAUCGUGUCGUUGACCUUAUGUUGGAUGAGAAGGCCAGCGGUGCGGCGAUGAAAGAGCGUGUCGCCGAGGUCGUCCAGCACGAACUGGCACAUCAGUGGUUCGGCAACUUAGUGACUAUGGACUGGUGGGAAGGUCUGUGGCUGAACGAAGGUUUUGCGACUCUGAUGAGUUGGCUAAGCUGCGACUACUUUUACCCAGAAUGGAAGGUCUGGGAAAACUACGUUACGGACAAUCUCCAGAGUGCCUUAGGAUUGGACUCGUUGAGGAGCAGCCACCCUAUCGAGGUGCCAGUCAAGCGCGCCAGUGAGGUUGACCAGAUCUUCGAUGCCAUUUCUUAUUCUAAAGGUUCAUGUGUCCUUCGUAUGAUCUCCACGUAUCUCGGCGAAGAGACUUUCUUAGAGGGUGUCAGGAGGUACAUCAAGAAGCACGCUUAUGGUAACACACGGACAGAUGAUCUGUGGGCAGCCCUUGAAGAUGCCAGUGGCAAGCCUGUCCGGGAGAUUAUGUCCAUAUGGACUAAGAACGUGGGUUACCCCGUGGUACAGGUCACGGAGGACGAGAAGAACAGUUCAAUCCGCGUAAAGCAGAAUCGAUUCCUGAGGACCGGUGACACGAAACCUGAAGAGGACCAAGUGUUAUACCCAGUCUUUUUGGGUCUCCGAACGAAGGACGGCGUUGACGACUCGUUAACACUAACGAAGAGGGAAGAUGAAUUCAAGGUUAAGAACUUGGAUUUCUUCAAGCUAAACGCAAACCACACUAGCAUCUACCGAACAUCCUACACACCUGAACGCCUUACAAAGCUAGGCCAAUCGGCCAAGGAAGGACUGCUAACGGUUGAGGACCGUGCCGGCAUGAUCGCCGACGCCGGUGCUCUUGCUGUGUCUGGCUACCAGAAGACCUCCGGUGUUCUUAACCUACUAAAAGGGUUCGACACGGAGGAGUCAUUCGUGGUUUGGAGUGAGAUCAUUGCCAGAGUUGCUACCGUCCAAUCUGCUUGGGUGUUCGAGGAUGCUGCCGUAAAGGACGGCCUCGAAGCCUUCGUUAAGGAGCUUGUCAGCGAGAGAGCUCACAAAUUAGGUUGGAACUUCUCGGACAAGGAUGGCCACGUUGAACAGCAAUUCAAGGCCAUGCUCUUCGGCGCAGCUGGAAUGGCUGGCGACCAGAAGAUCAUCGAGGCGUCUAAGGAGAUGUUCAAGAAAUACAUGGACGGUGACAGGUCAGCCAUCCACCCGAACAUCCGGGGAAGCGUCUUCAGCAUGGCUCUCAAGUAUGGCGGAAAGGAGGAGUACGAUGCCGUUCUCGACUUCUUCCGCAAGUCCAGCAACAGCGAUGAGCGUAAUACAGCCCUUCGAUGCAUCGGCCGAGCUAAGGACCCGGCCCUAAUCAAGCAAACAUUAGACUUUGUCCUCAGCGGCGAAGUCAAGAGCCAAGAUUUAUACCUUCCAGCAAGCGGACUCCGCAGCCAUGCUGAGGGUAUCGAGGCUCUCUUUAACUGGCUAACUGAGAAAUGGCCAGAAAUUACCAAGCGCCUCAGCGGCAAUUCGCCUAUCUUAGGUUCUAUGGUUACCAUCUGCACAUCUAGCUUUGCAAAGCCGGAACAACUGCAGAGAGUAGAGGAAUUCUUCAAGGAUAUUGACACCAAGAACUUCGCCCAGCCCCUUGCUCAGAGCAAGGAUGCCAUACGUAGCAAGAUUUCAUGGCUGGAGCGUGAUCGUGACGAUGUCGCGAAAUGGGUUAAAGAAAACGGGUACAGCUCGUGAGCCAUCGGAUGAAUCGACACGAUAUGUCCCAUACGGGUUUAGAGGGUAUUUACUGGGGAGGUGUUUAGAAGAAAGAGCCCGAGAGAUACCCCGGUAGAAAAGGAUAGAAAAGCAAUCACCAAUCAGAAGAAGAAAAAAAGAAAGAAAAAAAAGUACU